This is a messenger RNA of Ustilago hordei, 4908 nucleotides long. RefSeq lists its product as uncharacterized. Bases 1 to 4908 code for a protein of 1635 amino acids. The transcript has a single exon. Gene Ontology annotation, biological process: triglyceride biosynthetic process; fatty acid catabolic process. Gene Ontology annotation, molecular function: phosphatidate phosphatase activity. The record is from RefSeq and is a predicted model, not a curated record. Gene Ontology annotation, cellular component: nucleus. NCBI's taxonomy places the organism in Eukaryota, Fungi, Basidiomycota, Ustilaginomycetes, Ustilaginales, Ustilaginaceae.
AUGCAGUACGUAGGCAAGUUGGUCUCUACGGUAUACAACACCAUCACCCCGAACAUAAAUCCCGCCACCCUCUCUGGCGCAAUCGACGUAAUCGUUGUCGAACGAACGAUCACCACCACCGAACAAAUCCAAACCGAUCUCUCCGGUAAUCCGCUUUCCGCCUCCGAAGCUUCUCUCUUCCCACCCUCCCAACGUCGAUCCAAAACGGUUUCACGCACUAUCACCGAACUCGCAAGCACGCCUUUCCAUGUUCGCUUUGGCAAAAUGUCCGUUCUCCGUCCAGCAGAGCGCAAAGUCACUCUGCAUCUUAACAAUAGCGAGCAUCCGUUACCCUUUGCCAUGAAGGUCGGCCACUCGGGCGAGGCUUUUUUCGUCUUGCAAAUCGAUGACGACGAGGAGCGCCGACGUAUUCCGGAUGAACUGGUUACCUCUCCUAUUAUAAGUGCCGCCGGCAGUCCCAUUGUGGGCGAACAGGUGGGGGAAGAGGCGUUCGGCGACGAGGUGGAACCGUUGGUGUUAGGCGAAGCAGAAAGGCCCGACCAUGUACCGACGAACAUCGACCAAGAUAAUCCUGAAGACAUGGAUGCUAAUAGUAGCCACAACUUAAGCCGGGAUUUGAGUCUUCCUGACGACUCGACCAAGACCGGAUCGGGUGGUGCGGCGGGUUCGGAUUCGUUGUUGGAUAAGGUCGGAAGUGCGGCUUCGAAAGCGAGUGGAGUUAUUGGUGCUGCGGGGAGAGCAGUUAUCGGUGAUAGUGGUAAUCCGCGGUUGGAUAAGACUGCGGAGAAGGCGCAAAGGGAGGAUGGUACAGAGCAACCAACUGGUGCGCCUGUUGAUCAAGACCGCCAAGAUGCUCAUCAGUAUGAGCCGGAAGAGGCUGCCUCGAGGGGGAAGAAGCGACAGCAAGCCGCCCAAGAAGAUGCUGGUAAGAAGGAGCGCGGUACGCCGCCGAAUGAGACGCACAAUUUAGAGCAAGAGUUGAGGAAUAAAGCUUUUGCUGUUGUUCAAGGUGAAACUGACGCAGAAGCUCAAGCAGAGGGAGGGGGAGGGGGAGAUGAAGGGGGAGAUGAAGGGGAAGAAGCAUACCCAGCACCAUUCGGAGCAGGAAGUAGGAGUCUGAGUAGGAGCAAGACUCAAGCAGUUGAUUCCAUCCGUCAUUCUGAGUACCUCGCCGGAAAAAGAAUGAAGCCUGUCCCAAUUGCGGAUGAGGGAGGGAAAACGAUCGAUCCGGCCAUGACGGAUGCUUCUACUCACAUCUACCGCCAUAACCAACAUAAGCUCCUCCGACAAACCAACCCGGAUGAUGGGGAUGAUCAAGAUACCGCUAUCGACGACGAUGAUAAUGAUGAUGACGAUCCACCUCACCCCGACCUCCACAACCAGGUUGAAGCAGACCAAGACGUAGUGGGGGCAGUCAAAGUGAAACAUGGCAAACAAGACCUGCAAUACAUGCUCGACAUGGAUGGAUAUAAGAUGACUUCCGACGGUGAAGUCCUCGCAUAUCAAGAGGGACAUCGCUUCGCAGACGAGAUGCCACUGGCUAGGAGACAUGGCGGCAAGGGAAGACAUGGUCAUUCGGAUCGAUUGAAUGCGCCAGGGCAUCAGCAUAAGGUUAGUCUCCCGGGCUCUUCGACCACGGCGAUGAGGAGAGGGAGUGCGACUAAAACGCAUAGGCCUAGUUUUUCGGUGGAUUACAGAUCCCAGAGGUCGGGGGGAAGGGCGCAGAGUAGAGAGAGGCAAGGAGGGAGGAGGGAGAGUAUGGAUGAUACCGUAGCGGCCAAUUUGGUCAAGUUUAACUCUCAACAUGCUUCCCCCCGCUUGGGAUCGAUGCAAGGGCAGGGGCAGAGUGGCUGCCAUCAGGAUGAAUUGGAGUUGUCGCGGGAUUUGGCGAGAUUGGCGAGGAUGAAUAGAGCUUCGGGCGGGGUUGGAGAUGGUACUGAUGCGGAUCUGAGGCUCAGGGGAAGGAGACAGCCGAAAGCUCCACAAGAGAGUUUGAGGAGACAUGCAUCGUUGAACAAUCGUAAGCAACAGCAGGGUCCUGGUCGCUCGGGGAGUAGACAGCGUCGCAACAACCCUCACUCUCGGCACACCCACGAAUUCUCGCUGUCGGAUACGGAAGCUGAAGUGCCUAGAGCAAGAUCCAACUCUACGGAGAAUUCUGCUGACGAUGGAUCCUACUCGGUUUCCGAUGUCGUUUCGAGCUUGCGCGAGCUACGAAUGCCAAGCGAAGAAGUCCCACCCGCAUACCUCGGCGAUACUAGCACAGCACACCUGGGAUUAUCGAACAAUGGUAGAUGGCAAUGGGCCGAUCCUCGCGCGUCAGAUUCCACCUCGUCCACCCGCACUGGUCAACCUUCUGACCGUCGCCGAACGAGAUUUGCUAGUACCGAUGGAUACGAUCCCUUGUCUCGCCCCUUUGUUUCUUCUUCGAAUGCAACGGCGCUGGAAGCACUUCGAAGGCACACUGCCGGGGGUCAAGUAGCGGGCAAGCUGACGAGUUCAGAUUCCGAGCCGUACACUUUCCUCUUGCAGCUAGAGGAUUCAUCUCACUCUUUCGAGCUGAGUUUAUGCUAUUCCGAAGGGUUCGGACGGGAUGAAGAGGCGGAUGAGUACGUGUUCAGAGAGAACAGGGUUUCCUUUGAAAGGUUUGCCCAUGAUCAAGAUGUGGUGAAUGAUGAAAGGUUGGUGAUAAGGUAUCAUGAUCGAUUUUUGACUUGGGAAAAUGCAAGUGCUGUUCUAGCUACUCUUUCUUUGUACAGGAGAACACUUUCGGGUAGAGGGGAGGAUGGGGAGGAAGAAGCGGAAGAGGAGGUAAAUGUGGGUGGAAGCGGUAGUUAUUGGUCAAGAUGGUGGAAGGGAAGUAGUAAGAGUAUUCCUGAUCUCAAGGCCGCCGCCGACUCGCAAGCGGAAACUGUGUCACUCAACGAUAAGCCCAGUAUGGCCAACAAAGCCGUCGAAGCUCGCUUGGAAAGAUCCAGCACCGACUCUAUGCUUCUCGAUUCCCAAACGGAUCCCAACACCACCUCCUCCUCUUCAAAACCCCUUGGAAUCACUACCCCUACCGCCACCGCCACUGCCUCCGCCUCCGCUGCUGCACAACGCACCGGCAAAACAUACGCAAAAACGCUUCGUCUCACCUCGGACCAACUCAAAUCCCUGAACCUACGCAAAGGAGCCAACUCAAUCACCUUUUCGGUGACCUCCUCCUACUCCGGCGUCGCUACCUGUUCCGCUCGCAUUUUCCUCUGGGAAUCAUCCCACAAGAUCGUCGUAUCGGAUAUCGACGGAACCAUCACCAAAUCCGACGCCCUCGGUCACGUCUUUACCAUGAUAGGUCGCGAUUGGACACAUAUUGGAGUAGCAAAACUCUACACCGAUAUAGCUAGGAACGGAUACAGGAUUAUGUAUCUGACGUCUAGGGCUAUAGGUCAGGCGGAUAGCACCAGGGAUUACCUCAAGGGGAUCAGGCAGAAUGGAUAUCAGUUACCGGAUGGUCCGGUUAUCAUGAGUCCGGAUAGGUUGAUCGCCAGUUUGCAUAGGGAGGUGAUUUUGAGGAAACCGGAGGUGUUUAAGAUGGCCUGUUUGAGAGAUAUUGCGAGAUUGUUCAGGGCGGAUGCGAGAAGUGCGCUUAGUCAACCGGGGGGUGAUAUUACCAACAAGGUCCGGAGGGAAGCGAUGGAAAAAGUGGAAAAGGGGGCGGGAGUGCAAGAUGGUCCUGCUGCUGGAGCGACCACGGCCUCUGCCUCUGGUUCCGCCUCCGAAGAAGUCUUAGCUCCACUCUCGCUACCCUCUAAGCUGUCCAGUCCAACGUUGGCGUCUUUGCAGGUACAAGACGCAAGACGGGAGAAGAAAGAAGACCAUCCAACUCCCUUCUACGCCGGAUUUGGUAACCGAAUCACGGAUGCGCUUUCCUAUCGUUCUGUCAAUAUCCCUUCUUCUCGAAUUUUCACAAUUGACACCAACGGAGAGGUCAAGAUGGAGCUGUUGGAGUUGGCGGGUUAUAAAAGUAGUUAUAUUCAUAUGACUGAUUUGGUGGAUCAGAUGUUUCCGCCGAUAACGGCGAAGGAAGAAAAAGAACCAAGGAAACCGGAGUUUAACGAUUUCAACUAUUGGAGACCAGCGAUCGAUAUGGAUAUAGAGUUGCCACCGGAUGAGGAACUGUUGGGGACACCGCCGGUUAGUCCAGCUUUGAGUGCGAGGAGUGCAAGGAGCUUGAGAAGUGUUAGAAGCCUUACUUACGACACUUCUGCCGGUAUUGGUGGUGCGGAGACUGGAGAAGAGAAGGGCGGAGGAGGUGGGGGAGGCAGGCUGAGCAGGUUCGGUCUAGGAUCGCUAGGAUUGAGUAGAAAAGGUAUCCAGAGUUCCACCACGCUCACCUCAGCCAAAAUUGAAAGCGAAGAAGAACACAGUAGACGACUGCAACGUGCUACCUCAGCAGAACCUGCACUGGAAACCACGGAUACCCCUACUGACAUGCCUACUUCCACCUCCACCUCCUCCUGGACCGCUCCAUGGCGUCGCCGUGCAGCCUCACCACCCGCCUCAACCACCACCGCAGACGGAAGAGCAAUCAGUCCGCUAAUGGGCCCGGCGAUAACUGCCGAACCCGAAAGCGAAGACGAACAAUUCUACGAUUCAGAAGGAAUCGACGAUGACGAUGACGUCUCCUCCUUCGGCGCUGGCGUUGCAACAGGGGGUAGUAGGAGCAAUAGUUUUGCAAAUCCAGAUCACCAGUUUCUCUAUCGUGCCCAGGCCAACAAGAACAGCCUCCAGCAGAGGUUGAGCGAGGACGAGAGUUUUGCCGAAGACGAGGACGGGGAGGAGGAGGAGGAGGAGGAGGAGGUGGAGGAGGAGAUGGAAGAUCCGCUGCUGGAGACGGGGGAGAUUCGGUUCGAGUGGAAAGGGUGA